AUGAGUAUAAAGAUGAUUUUGAAAAUUUGAUUAAAUCCUCCAAGGUUAAAGAAAUCACCCUAUUAAUUCAUAAUGAUGAUGUUCCGGGAAAUAAUAAUGGUGAUGCUAUAUUGACCUUUAUGUUUAACACCCUGUCAAGUUAUGCUAGUUCUAAUCGUUCAACGAUAAAAUUUGGUGAAGGUUGGAAUAUCAGU
Molecule: messenger RNA, 194 nt
Organism: Funneliformis caledonium
Lineage: Eukaryota; Fungi; Glomeromycota; Glomeromycetes; Glomerales; Glomeraceae
Source: the annotation of a GenBank genome assembly